AAAAAAACAACAAACUAUUCGUACCGAGUUUUCAAGCCGCAGUAAUGUCAGUUGCGUGCGAUAUUCAAUUCGACGAAAAUCCGCACGGAGUGUAUUUCCCCGGUCAAACACUGGCCGGUAGUGUGGAGAUCCGGUUGUCGGAGGAGACCAAAGUUAAAGGCAUCGCGCUACGAAUCGAGGUAAAAUGGAACGAAAAAACGGGUACGGGUAAGAAUCGGAGGACCAUUCACUACCGCGGUCGCCAGGACUACAUGCACUCCACUAGCUAUCUGGUAGGAUCCAAGGAAGGGAACACAAUCGUUCUGCUGCCGGGAAUGCACACAUACCGGUUUGCCUGUGUACUUCCAUCCAAUCUGGUGACUUCGAUCGAAGCCGAACAUGGUCACGUUCGGUACACGGUUAAAGUCAUUCUCGAACGUUCGUGGAUGAUGGAUAAAUCAUACAAGGUUGCGUUUACGGUUCUGCGUCACAUUGAUCUGAAUCAGGAGUACGACGUUCGACUGCCGGUUAAAAUGGAGAAGGCAAAGACGUUCCUGUGUGGACCGUGUAGUUCGAAACCGAUGAACAUUGCGGCACAGGUUCCCAUCACCGGGUACGUUCCUGGUCAAACCGUGGCGGUUAAAAUUGACGUUGACAACCAGAGCACGAAAAACCUAGAUGAGAUUGCUACCAAACUGGUGCGGAUAGUGUCUUUCAUUAGCCAAACUCCACACAGUAAAGUUAAGGCUGUAUUCUCGGUUAUAGCAGAGACCCGUUGCUCGGGAGUUAACAAGCUAAGCCAAGCAAGUUAUGAACAACACUUACUGAUACCUCCGAUGCCCCCAUCAAGCAGAACAUGUCAAGUACUAGCCAUAAACUACUGCAUCGAAGUCGAAGGUAAAAUUUCUGGUCCAGUGAUCAAUCCGAAGGUCAGAAUUCCAAUCGUUUUGGGAACGGUUCCACUUUCGACAAGUGCAAUUCCAACAAUCGCCAACACGGCGAACAUAGUUAUUCAACAACAAAUAGGAAGUAUGUCGUUAGAGGACCCGAACCUUCACCCAAACUUUCCAGCUGAAUUGCCACCCCCUUCGUAUGAGGAAGUGAUAAAUGCUAGCCGCACCAACAUUCAGGAUGAAGGAGAAUCCAACGAAAUCGGUUGGAGAGAUUUUACACCUCGCUAUAUGGUCUAUCGGUUCGGUGAUGCCGUCGAACAAGCGUCAGCUCCAACGUUUCCGUCGGAACCGGUUAUCGAACCGGCCGGAGAAAUAUCUACUAUGAAGAAAUGAAUGUCCAGGGUUCGUAACUUCGCCAGUGAAUGGUGGCGUACUCCACUAACAGAAAAUUCGAGGAAAUGGUAGAAAUUAUUAAGAUGGCUGCUUACUAAUAAAUUGUAAAAAUUCUAUUGUAUAAAAAUAAAGUGGUGGAAUAAUAUUACCAACACUCGUCACUUGUCACUUUAAUCGCCACAUCGUAUUUCACGUCUUCUUGCGAUUUUCAGAAUUGUUUUCCUUGGGUGUAAUUUAGAUUUUGUUCGCGGCAUGCUAUUCCGUAGCAUUUCUAUUGGUUUUUCGAACUAGCAAGAUGCCAAAUCCACCAAAUAAAACAGAACGGAACCGACUUGUUCUAUUUAUCAUCACGAUUUGGAGUCACUAUUCGUAUAGGCUCCGGAGAGACCGGUUCGAUUUUU
Molecule: messenger RNA, 1666 nt
Organism: Malaya genurostris
Lineage: Eukaryota; Metazoa; Arthropoda; Insecta; Diptera; Culicidae
Product: arrestin domain-containing protein 3-like
Exons: 3
Coding region: 45-1265 (406 amino acids)
Biological process (GO): protein transport
Cellular component (GO): cytoplasm
Source: RefSeq, a predicted model, not a curated record